Messenger RNA from Clonostachys rhizophaga, 1293 nucleotides. Lineage: Eukaryota; Fungi; Ascomycota; Sordariomycetes; Hypocreales; Bionectriaceae. The record is from the annotation of a GenBank genome assembly.
AUGACCGCUUUGACCAAUCAACCCGUCAACAGGCUCGAAACAUGGCAGUGUACCGAACCAAGCCAUGAAAGUCUUGCCAGCUUCUCCGAGCAUCAAUGGUACCGCACGGCGGGCUACCUGCUGGCAAGCCUGCUCCAAAACGCCGGAUACAGCCAGCAGGCUCAGCUCAAGAUACUGGGCGAAUUUGCGGAAAUCAUCGCUCCGCAUCUGGGUUUGCCUCCUGGACUGGGCACAAGACACUGGCAGAGCUUCAUGACUGACGACCACAACCCAAUCGAGCUCAGCUGGGACUUCCACACGGGCACUCAACAACCGACGAUACGAUACUCCAUUGAGCCCAUUGGCCUCGAUGCGGGAAGCGCUGCCGAUCCCAACAACACGAAAGCCCCGUUGCUAUUCAAACGAUCGAUACUGAAGGGAUUCCCACAUGUCAAUACGGAGCUAUUCAAGCAUUUUGAAAAUACGUUGGGCAGCCUUUGGGAAGAUGGUCUCCCUGAAGGCCAUCGGUCAACGAUAUUUUGGGCGUUUGAUCUCAAGGAAGGCCAAAAUACCGCCAAGGCCUAUUUCUUCCCGGGGGCAGUAGCCCGAGCGACCAACAGGUCCAACUUCGAGGUCAUCCACGAUGCUAUAUCUUCCGCACCAACAUGGAAGUUUUCCGAUCUGAAACCAUUACACACCUUCAUCAACUUCAUGCAGCAACACAAGGAACUGGCACUGGAGGUCGAGAUGUUGGCUCUAGACCUCGUCAACCCCGCUCAAGCCCGAUUGAAGAUCUACUUUCGGUGUCGUCGAACAGAGUUUUCCACCGUCCGCAAGAUCAUGUCCCUGGGGGGCGCGAUUGAAAAUCUUGAUGGCGGUUUGGAAAAAUUGAAAGCUCUGUGGGACUCGCUACUGGGAACGCAAGGCCAUCAUGAUGACAUGCCACUCCCUCAUAACAACCACCGAACCGCUGGUAUUCUGUUCAACGUCGAGUUCAAAGUGCAAAGCACGACCCCCAAAGUGAAGCUGUAUAUCCCUGCCCGCCACUACGCAAAGAGCGAUCAGCAAGUCAUCGAGGCCGUGGCCGGAUUUCUCAAUGGCGAGGCGGAAAAGCUCGGGCAUUCUGAUUUGACAAGGAAGUACACGGCUUCUUAUGCAUCGUGCCUGCACAAAGUUUUCAACACAUAUGAUCUUUCUUCGUCGCUUGGUAUCCACACGUACAUCGGAUGCUCGGUGCAAAGCGACGGAAACUUGCGGGUGGUCACUUACUUCAAUCCUCAGCAACACAAGUUCCGCAGCAAUGUUUAUGCCUAG